This is a messenger RNA of Vigna angularis (adzuki bean), 1785 nucleotides long. RefSeq lists its product as uncharacterized. The transcript is spliced from 3 exons. The coding region runs from base 1 to 1785 and encodes 594 amino acids. The record is from RefSeq and is a predicted model, not a curated record. NCBI's taxonomy places the organism in Eukaryota, Viridiplantae, Streptophyta, Magnoliopsida, Fabales, Fabaceae.
AUGGGAAGCUUAAGUAUGGAGGCUGUUAUGGAGGAAGAGGUUGAUGGAGUUGAACAAGUUCAGGAAGUUGGUGGUGAUGGUCAAGAAGUGGAAGUUGGUGAUGAUGGUGAACAUGAAGGUGUAGAAGAGAAUGAAGUUGAGGCUGUUAUGGAGGAAGAGGUUACUGGAGUUGAACAAGUUCAGGAAGUUGGUGGUGAUGGUCAAGAAGUGGAAGUUGGUGGUGAUGGUGAACAUGAAGGCGUAGAAGAGAAUGAAGUUGAGGCUGUUAUGGAGGAAGAGGUUACUGGAGUUGAAGGUCAAGAAGUGGAAGUUGAAGCAGAUGUGGAAAUCCGAAGCUGGAAUUCCUCUUUUGAGAAUGGUAGUGGUGAUGGAAAUAAUGAGUGGUUGGAGGGGCUUGUUGAUGUCAAUGUUGGUUGUGAUAUAGAUGAUGAUAUACAUGCAGAUUUCGAGGGAAAUGUGGAAGUGGAAGUCCAAAGUAUGUCAAAUGACUCUAGUGGACCAUGUUCUAGUGUGAGUUCUGACAGCAUGUUUGAUGUUAACGUGGAGGGUGAGAAUGAUAGAGGUUUGUCAGAUGAUGAGUGGGAAUCUGAACAAUUAAUUAGUGGAGCAGAAAGUGAUGAAGACGAUACCGAUGUAGAAGGUUAUGGGACUUUUACAACAUUUGUGUUGCCAAAAAGUAUGGUUGACUUUAAGUGGGAAGUUGGGACAUAUUUUGCUGAAAAGCAAGACAUUUUGGAGGCUAUCAAAAAUUAUGCGUUGGAUAAUGGAAGAAAUAUUAAGUUUGUUAAGAAUGAUAAACAAAGAAUUAGGUUGAAGUGUGUGGGUACAAAAGGAAACUACCCUUGGAAGUUAUAUUGUGGUUAUAUGAAGGCAGUGAAAACAUGGCAAUUGAGAACAAUGGUGGACAACCAUACCUGCAGCAGGGAGUUCAACCUUAAAUUAAUUGAUGCCAAGUGGUUGAGCAAAAGGAUACAGAAAACUAUUAGAGAUAAUCCUACAGUUAAGGGUGUGGAUAUAAGGGAAAAAGUUCAAAGGAAAUGGAACAUUGGUAUUUCAAGGUGUAUGGCCUAUAGGGCCAAAAACAUAGCAACAGAGCAAAUUGAUGGCUCUUUCAAAGAACAGUAUAAAAGGUUAUAUGAUUAUGCCCAUGAGUUGGUGGCCAAAAAUCCUGGGUCAGUAGUGAAACUAAAGGUUGAGGAUGUGGGGGGUAAAGUCGUUUUCAAGAGAUUCUAUGUAUGUUUAAAGGCUUGCAAAGACAGUUUUAUGUCAUGCAGGCUAAUUAUUGGUUUAGAUGGAGCAUUUUUGAAAGGUAAGUACGGUGGUGAGUUGUUAACAACUGUGGGCCGAGAAGGGAAUGAGCAGAUGUUGCCAAUUGCAUACUGUGUGGUUGAAGUUGAGAACAAGGAUUCAUGGAGGUGGUUCUUGGAACUGUUGGUAGAUGACCUUGGAGGGGCUGAAAUUUGUUCUUCAUUUACCUUUAUAUCAGACCAACAAAAGGGUCUACUUCAUGCAAUAGAUGAAUUGCUUCCUAGAGUUGAUCAAAGGUUUUGUGUGAGGCAUAUGUAUGCCAACUUCAGGAAGAAAUACCCUGGUAAAAACCUGAAGCGUUUAAUGUGGAGGGCAGCUACAGCCACACAUCCACAAACCUGGGAGAUGGAAAUGAGAAACAUAAGAGCAGUGAACGAAGAUGCUUAUAAGCAUUUGAUUGCCAUCCCUCCAAGGUUAGUCUUCAAAAGUAUUGGUCAAGAUCAAGGUUCACUAAAAGAGCUAAAUCUGACACCUUAG